AUGACAGCCCCGAAUGAACUGCCCUUGCGCCAGCUUGGUCGUAAUGGGCCCUUUGUCCCCCGACUUGGACUGGGAUUGAUGAGCUUGAGUGGAGUCUACAAUGAGCCUCUGUCAGAACCUGAUCAUUUUGCUUUCUUGGAUGAAGCCUAUAAGCAAGGAGAAACAUUCUGGGACACCGGUAGGCCGAACCCCUCAAGGGAGCAAUCUAAAUGCAACACUUACACAUGUACUAAUGGAAUCUCUGCAGCCGACAAAUAUGGCACAUCUGAAGAGGUGCUGGGCAGGUGGUUCGCUGUGAACCCUGACAAGCGCGAACAUGUAUUCUUGUCCACCAAAUUUGGCAUCAGAGCAGUCGCACCUGGCAAAGAUGCCCCAGUGUUGACUGUUGACUCCACUCCGGAGUACUGUCGGGAAGCCAUCGAGAGCUCACUUCGCCGUCUCAACUUACCUUACGUGGAUAUUUACUACAUCCACCGUCUGGACCAGGUCACCCCGAUCGAAAAGACCAUCGAAGCCAUGGUCGAACUCAAGAACGCAGGGAAGAUCAAACACCUGGGUUUGAGUGAAUGCAGUGCUGAGUCCCUCCGACGAGCGCAUGCCGUGCACCCUAUCACGGCUGUCCAAGUCGAGUAUAGUCUUUUCUGCCGUGACAUCGAAUCGCCAGAGAUUCGUCUUCUCGAGACCGCUCGUGAGCUUGGCGUUACCAUUGUGUGCUACAGUCCACUUGGUAAUGGGCUUCUCACCAAUACCAUCCAUGCCAAAGUAGGUGAGAAGCCGGAAGGUUCACGGGGAUAUCUGCCUUGGCUGAAGGAGGAGAACUUGGAGCAGAACGCGGCUGUGAUCAAGAAAAUCCAUACCAUCGCUGCAUCUAAGAAUGUCUCAUCUGCUCAGCUGGCUUUGGCGUGGUUGCUCGCCCAGGGAGAUGACAUUUUUCCAAUUCCCGGAACAAUUAAGGCACACCGAGUGGCUGAGAACCUGGAGAGUGUGCAUGUUUCUAUCUCGGCGGACGAGGAGAAAGCACUACGGGAGAUAGCGGGCGGGAUUGUUGGUGGUCGAUUCCAGGCAAUGACUGGGUAUGUCUUUGCAGAUACUCCGGAGCUGUGA
Molecule: messenger RNA, 1104 nt
Organism: Penicillium verhagenii
Lineage: Eukaryota; Fungi; Ascomycota; Eurotiomycetes; Eurotiales; Aspergillaceae
Product: Aldo/keto reductase
Exons: 1
Coding region: 1-1104 (367 amino acids)
Cellular component (GO): cytoplasm
Source: RefSeq, a predicted model, not a curated record